AUGGGAUGCACGAGUUCGAAGGAGGUCAAGCCUGGACCUAGCGGACCCUCCGCAACGGCAGGGAAGGCGAAACCAGCUAAUACGGCGUCAAAUUCGACAGCAAACACGAAUUCCGCCGCCACCGCAAAUGCAAACGCAACCAGCACGGCCAACAACACAACUACAACCCCGAACAGCGCACCAAAGGCCAGAGCUGGUGCAAACGACGCCACUAACGACACCGCCAACACGCCAGAUGAAGAGAAGGAAGUGAAGACGCUUCUGCUGGGUUCCGGAGAGUCCGGAAAGUCCACCAUCAUCAAGCAGAUGAAAAUCAUCCACCAGAAUGGCUACACAGACUCCGAGCUCUAUCUGUUCAAGAGCACCAUCUAUAAGAACCUGUUGGAUUGCGGUCGGGCUCUGCUGGCCGCCGUUGAUAAGUUUGGACUGCAGGAGGAGCUUGCUGCCGAGGUUGGCCACAGCAACAAGACAGAGGCCAUGGAGGCCAACGAUUUUGACUUUGUGGAAGACAAGGUCAAUGAGGCAGAGCACCCAGUCUACACAGGUGGUAGAGGAGGCGUGGAGCAGUUCCAGAUCAUCUUGGACACCCCCAACCCCAAUGAUAACAACACCAGCCUGAGCCCAGAGCUGGUGGAUGCUUUGGAUGCACUGUGGAAGACUGCGGUCGUGCAGGAGAAGCUUCUCAAGGGUCUGCGAAACCAGUUCUACCUGAUGGACUCGGGCCCCUACUUUUUCCACAACCUACAGCGUCUCGGAGGAGCCCAGUACAUACCCACUCAGGACGAUAUUCUGCGAGCCCGAAUAAAAACUACUGGUAUCUAUGAGACCAAAUUCCGACUGGGCUCGCAUUUGAUUCACAUGUACGAUGUGGGAGGACAACGGUCAGAACGAAAAAAAUGGAUUCACUGCUUUGAGAAUGUCACCUUGAUCAUCUUCUGUGUGGCUCUGUCCGAGUACGACCAGGUUCUGUUGGAGGAAAAGAAGGAGAACAGAAUGAACGAAUCGUUGGUUCUGUUCGACUCGAUCAUCAACUCACGUUGGUUUGUACGAACUUCUGUCGUUCUCUUCCUGAACAAGAUUGAUGUCUUCACCGAAAAACUUCCUCUUUCGCCCCUAGAGAACCAGUUCCCUGAUUACAUGGGCGGAAACGACAUCAACAAGGGUGCCAAGUACAUCUUGUGGCGUUUUACCCAAAUGAACCGGGCUGGACUCAACAUAUACCCUCAUUUGACUCAGGCCACUGACACCUCCAACAUUCGACUGGUGUUUGCUGCCAUCAAAGAGACCAUCCUGCAGAACGCUCUCCAGGACGCCGGUAUCCUGACUUGA
This is a messenger RNA of Yarrowia lipolytica CLIB122, 1329 nucleotides long. RefSeq lists its product as uncharacterized. Gene Ontology annotation, biological process: adenylate cyclase-activating G protein-coupled receptor signaling pathway. The record is from RefSeq and is a predicted model, not a curated record. Gene Ontology annotation, molecular function: G-protein beta/gamma-subunit complex binding; GTPase activity; G protein-coupled receptor binding. Lineage: Eukaryota; Fungi; Ascomycota; Dipodascomycetes; Dipodascales. Gene Ontology annotation, cellular component: heterotrimeric G-protein complex.